This is a messenger RNA of Epithele typhae, 1566 nucleotides long. Its product is annotated as general substrate transporter. Bases 1 to 1566 code for a protein of 521 amino acids. The transcript is spliced from 18 exons. Lineage: Eukaryota; Fungi; Basidiomycota; Agaricomycetes; Polyporales; Epitheliaceae. Gene Ontology annotation, cellular component: membrane. Gene Ontology annotation, biological process: transmembrane transport; carbohydrate transport. Gene Ontology annotation, molecular function: carbohydrate:proton symporter activity. The record is from RefSeq and is a predicted model, not a curated record.
AUGCCGCCAUCCUCUCCAUCCCGUCUCGUGGGCCAGCCCCUUCUCUACGCCAUAUCAGUCUUUGCUAGCUUGGGUGUCUUCUUGUUCGGCUAUGAUCAAGGUGUCAUGUCCGGAAUCAUCACCGGCCCUCACUUCCGGAAGUACUUCAACAACCCAGAUGCCAUUCAAGUCGGAACGAUGGUGGCCGUCCUUGAGGUCGGCGCCUUCAUCACUUCCAUCGCGGCAGGACGCGUGGGCGACAUAAUUGGCAGGCGAGGCACGCUCUUCAUUGGUGCUGUCGUUUUCGCCGUAGGUGGCGCAAUUCAGACUUUCACGCCUGGAUUCUGGGUCAUGGUCGUUGGCCGUGUCAUCUCUGGCUUUGGAGUCGGCUUGCUAUCGACCAUUGUUCCCAUCUACCAGAGCGAGAUUUCUCCGCCUGAUCACCGUGGUGCCCUGGCAUGCAUGGAGUUUACUGGGAAUAUCUUCGGCUACGCAUCUUCCGUGUGGAUCGACUAUUUUAGCUCAUUCAUUGAAAGCGACCUGUCGUGGAGGAUUCCGUUGUUCAUCCAAUGCGUGAUUGGUGCCAUUCUCGCAGCGGGGUCACUUGUGAUGCCUGAGAGCCCCCGGUGGCUCAUUGACGUUGAUCGAGACGAGGAAGGAAUGCGCGUCAUUGCGGACUUACACGGUGGCGACCCCGAGGAUAUUGUCGCGAAGGCCGAGUUCCAGGAGAUUAAGGACAGAGUUGUUUUUGAGCGCGAAUCUGGUGAAGCACGCUCCUACACUGCCAUGUGGAAGAGGUACAAGCGGCGCGUGUUGCUGGCCAUGUCGUCGCAAGCGUUCGCCCAGCUAAACGGUAUUAACGUCAUCUCGUACUAUGCUCCGCGAGUUUUUGAAGAGGCCGGAUGGAUUGGACGUGACGCUAUUCUCAUGACCGGUAUCAACGCUAUCAUCUAUAUUCUGAGCACGCUGCCCCCCUGGUAUCUCGUAGAUCGCUGGGGCCGACGCUUCAUCCUCAUGACUGGGGCUGCUGUCAUGGCUAUAUCGCUCGGACUGACGGGCUGGUGGAUGUAUAUCGACGUCGCAGAGACUCCACUUGCGGUGGUAAUUUGUGUCAUUGUCUUCAACGCGGCGUUCGGGUUCAGCUGGGGUCCCAUCCCGUGGCUGUACCCUCCCGAGAUCAUGCCGCUCUCCGUCCGUGCGAAGGGUGUCUCCAUCUCCACUGCAACUAACUGGGCAUUCAACUUCCUCGUGGGAGAAAUGACCCCCGAGCUGCAGGUCUUGAUCAAAUGGCGACUCUAUCCUAUGCACGGCUUCUUCUGCGUGUGCAGCUUUAUUCUCGUCUACUUCCUGUACCCUGAAACAAAAGGGGUACCGCUUGAAGAGAUGGAUGCUGUGUUUGGCGAAGAGGAGCUUGAAGAGCAACUGGAAGAUGAAGAGUCAGAGCGGGCUUCUCUGGUGUCCCGUGGCUCUCGUCGCUCCAACCACUCUCGUCGCCUGCCGAGCUCCGUCUCGCAGGGUCUUGUCAGCCGCCUGAUGGGACGCAACGGCCGCGAGAGCUACCAGCCAAUCGGCGACAACGACGAAUAG